This is a messenger RNA of Amphibalanus amphitrite, 1859 nucleotides long. RefSeq names its product glycerate kinase-like. Bases 161 to 1693 code for a protein of 510 amino acids. Gene Ontology annotation, biological process: protein phosphorylation. Gene Ontology annotation, cellular component: cytoplasm. The record is from RefSeq and is a predicted model, not a curated record. The transcript has 2 exons. Lineage: Eukaryota; Metazoa; Arthropoda; Thecostraca; Balanomorpha; Balanidae. Gene Ontology annotation, molecular function: glycerate kinase activity.
UUGGGUGAAAGUGUUCGACAACACAGUCCGCUCAUGCGCGCAGCCUAUUCGUAUGCAGAAUAGACGAAUCAGAAUAUCAACUGCUCCCAAAACGGCUUCGUCGACAUAAGUAAAUUUUAUUUUUGAACAUUUUUCUACUCGGUGGCAUGUAGAAGGAAAGAUGAUCGGAAAGAUCGAAAGUGGGGGAGAAACGGGGAACGGGGAAGAGUCGGCGGUGAGAGGGAUGGCUCCGGCGGGCGCCCGUCUGCGCCAAUUGGCGGCGGUCGCCGUUGACGCCGUCUCUCCGGACCAGCUGGUGCAGCGGACGCUGCGGCGGACCGGCGACCGACUCACCGUGACCGGACGCCAGUACGAGCUCAACCACAACGUCUACCUGGUGGGCGCCGGCAAGGCGGUGCUGGCCAUGGCUCGUGCCGCCGAGGAGGCGCUGCGCCCGCACCUGGUGCGCGGCGUGCUGAGCGUGCCGGCCGGCGGGCCGCCGCCGCCGCCGCCGCCGGCUCUGGUCGAGGUCCACCGGGGCGCCGUGGACAACCUGCCGGACGCGGCCGCCGAGCGCGCAGCCGGCCGGAUCGCCGAGCUGGCGGCCGGCCUGCGCGAGUCGGACCUGCUGCUCGUGCUGGUCUCCGGCGGCGGCUCGGCGCUGCUGCCGGCGCCCCGGCCGCCGCUCACCCUGGCCGACAAGGCGCGGCUGACGCGCGAGCUGGCUGCGCGCGGCGCCUCCAUCCAGGAGCUGAACGCCGUGCGGCGCGCGCUCUCGCUGCUCAAGGGCGGCGGCCUGGCGCGCCUGGCGGCGCCGGCCAGUUGUCUGGCGCUGAUCCUCUCUGACGUCAUCGGCGACCCGCUGGAGCUGAUCGCCAGCGGUCCGACGGUGGCCGGCAGCGGCGCGGAGCCGGCGUCCGCCGCCGCCGCCGCUGCCGUGCUCGGCCGCCACCGGCUGCUGGACGAGCCCGGCGUGCGAGAGGCGCUGGCCGCAGCCGCCGCCGACUGGGAGCGGCCGCCCGCCGCCGCCGACGGCCGCGUCCACAACGUGCUGGUCGGCUCCAACCGGCUGGCGCUGGAGGCGAUGCGCGCGGCUGCGGCCGCCGACCACCGCGCCGAGCUGCUGUCGGCCGAGGUGCGCGGCGAUUGCGGCGCGGUGGCCGGCCUGCUGGCCCGGCUGGCGGCGCGGCUGGCCUCGGGCCGGCCAGUGCAGCUGCCGGCGGACCUGGCAGCCGACCUGGCCGCGGCCGGGAUCCCGCCGGAGGCCGUGUCCGCCCUGCGGCCGCCGCAGCCCGGCCGGCCGCUCUGCCUGCUGCUCGGCGGCGAGACGACGGUGACAGUGACGGGCGCCGGCCGCGGCGGCAGGAACCAGCAGCUGGCGCUGGCGUUCGCCGCGGAGCUGGAGCGGCUGUGGACGGCGCAGGCGCCCGGCCGGCCGCCGGCGCCCGUGGCGCUGCUCUGUUUCGGCACGGACGGCGCUGACGGGCCGACGGACGCGGCCGGCGCCGUGGUGGACGGCGCCACGGCGGCCGCCGCGCGCGCCCAGCAACUCGAGCCGCAGCACUACCUGGCCGAUAACGACUCGUACGGGUUCUUCGCGCGGUUCGACGGCGGCUCGCACCACGUGCUGACCGGGCCGACGGGCACCAACGUGAUGGACGUGAUGGCGCUGGUGGUGGAGGCCCAGGGACCCGGCCCGGCCAGCAGCCUCUGAGGUGGCGCUGGCCGGGACGCGGCACACGCCGGCGUGAGAACCGCUGGCUGGCGAUCAGCUACUGGCUAGAAUAAGAAAUGGUUAACUAGUACGACUGGUAGUGAUUCUGAAUCGAAUUCAUUGCGUGAAUUUUACGGGACAGUGAUAUGAAGUGCAAUCAGGUGCA